GAUAGACUUUGGAUCUGUUUCGAGUGAAAGAGCUUUUGUCCUACGAGCAAGAGAGAGCUAUGACUUACUGAUUUGGAGAGAAAACUGGCGGUGAUGGCGGUGGUGGUGGCGGGAAGUAUAGAACGUCGGCGCUGAUGGUGGUGGUGGUGGCACCGGCGUUGGCAAUGACGUGGCCAUCUUAGGAUUCCCACUAAUAAAAAGAAAAAACGUUGGGAUGCAUCUGAGCUGGUUCAGUUCUGGGUUGAUUUGAACCGUUGAAUAUUGAGAGAUUGGAUGUAGUAUGCUUAUAAAAGAUGCCAUUAAAGAGUAUGUUCAAGGAGAUUAAGGAUGGGAUUGGGAACAUAUCAAAGAGAGAAGGGGAAAGCAAGCCUUGGCGUAGCCGGACUAGAACCCAUGUUGCUCCUGAUCAGGCACCACGCGAAUCUGAAUUGGCAGAACAGAGCCCGUGGGCGAAUCUACCGACUGAAUUGCUCUUAGAUAUCAUCCAGAGGGUUGAAGGGAGUGAGACAGCUUGGCCUGCUCGAGCUGUUGUUGUUUUUUGUGCUGCAGUUUGUAGGUCUUGGAGGGAAAUUACAAAGGAGAUUGUGAAGACUCCUGAGCAAUGUGGAAUGCUCACAUUUCCCAUCUCAUUGAAGCAGCCGGGUCCUCGUGAGUCCCCAAUUCAAUGCUAUGUUAGAAGGGACAGAGCAACUUCUACAUAUCUUUUGUUCUAUGGUCUAGUGCCUUCUGAGGGAGAGAAUGAUAAAUUGCUGUUGGCAGCAAGAAAACUCAGAAAGGCAACAUGCACAGACUUUAUUGUAUCUUUGGUUGCAGAUGAUUUUUCUAGGGCCAGCAAUACGUAUGUUGGUAAACUAAGGUCUAAUUUUUUAGGUACCAAGUUCACCAUAUAUGACAGCCAACCUCCGUGUGACUCAAUAAUCCCAUCAUAUACCCGAUCAAAUCGUAGAUUUCACUCUAAGCGGGUGUCUCCAAGAUUACCUGCUUGUAACUACAGCAUAGGUACCAUUACCUAUGAGCUCAAUGUUCUGCGAACACGAGGACCAAGGAGAAUGCAUUGCAUUUUGCACUCAAUUCCUGUCUCUGCUGUUCAGGAAGGAGGCAUUACCCCAACAACAUCAGCAUUCCCAAAAUCCUUUGAUGAACAACUUUCUCCCUUACCCGGUUCAAAAGGAAAGGAACCAGUGCUAGACACCAGCUCCCCGAGCCUCCCCGCCACACCAGUAUUCUCCCUGGGCUCAGGAGAUCCAUUAACCCUUAAAAACAAGGCUCCUAGAUGGCAUGAACAGUUACAGUGCUGGUGCCUUAACUUCAAGGGGCGUGUGACAGUGGCCUCUGUUAAGAAUUUCCAGCUUGUUGCAGCUGUUGAGCCGUCACAUAAUGUAUCAUAUGAAGAGCAAGAGAAGUUAAUCUUACAGUUUGGAAAAAUUGGCAAAGACAUCUUCACCAUGGAUUAUCGAUACCCUCUAUCUGCUUUCCAAGCCUUUGCAAUCUGCCUAAGCAGCUUUGACACCAAACCAGCUUGUGAAUGAUCACCACUGAUCGAAGAUGCACAUCAUUGGUGUUGCCAUGGAUUAUUAUUACCCUUCCAUGUUUCCAAGCUUCCGAAAUUUACCAGAGCAGCUUUAUCCCAAAUUGGCCUGUGAAUGAUAGCAUGUUUAUAAGAGAUACACAUCUUUCUCCUCUGGAAUGCUUCCUGUAUUAUGUUCUAAUGGAAGUUUUUCUAGCUCGGCUAUUGCUGGCUAAUUCUUAGCUGUUAGGUGCAAGGCUUUUCUGAUCAUGCAAUCUGACUCGUAUGUUGUUUGAUCAUACCUUAGAAUCAAAACGAAAUUAACCGCGAUUUACCUAUAUCUAAUAUUAUUUUUCAUUAAGCAUGCAUGCUUGAUGUAAUACUUAGGCACUUCUUUACUUGACACAUACUCCGCUCGUACUUACUUGUUGCUUUAGCAUGUCUUGGUCAAAGUUCAGCUCUCAUUACUCGUGAUGCUUGCUUUUCCUCGAUCAAGUAAUGGUAGUUGCAAUUAUUUCCCUUAAAUUAAAAGUAUCGUCCCAGCCAAAGCCACACCCGAAGGGGAAAGGAAUCAAGGCCUUCACCAACUUGUAAGAUCCGUAGUAACAAUAGCAGAUGUAUGACCUGAAUAUUCACGUGGUGAUAUAUAUAGAAUCAGCUGCCCCACUAAAGCAAUACCAAGAGCAGCUUCUAGAAAACGAGUUAC
Molecule: messenger RNA, 2213 nt
Organism: Durio zibethinus
Lineage: Eukaryota; Viridiplantae; Streptophyta; Magnoliopsida; Malvales; Malvaceae
Product: tubby-like F-box protein 5
Molecular function (GO): protein binding
Source: RefSeq, a predicted model, not a curated record